Molecule: messenger RNA, 29913 nt
Organism: Coregonus sp. 'balchen'
Lineage: Eukaryota; Metazoa; Chordata; Actinopteri; Salmoniformes; Salmonidae
Source: the annotation of a GenBank genome assembly
AUGGAGAGAGACAGGGAGGAAGGGAGGGAGAGUGAGUGAUUGAGAGACCCCCAUGCACCAUCCACCACCCAGAAUUAACCACCUCGUCGUCCGGGAGACACUUACCGUAGACAUGGCAUUACCAUAGAUACACAGAUAGUUUCCUGUCAAUGGUAGUGUGCUGAGGGACUCCCUGCUGUUGAGACUGUGUAUCACUGUGACAUAUUUGUGUCCUCUGUAGUGCAGAUGAAGUGUAGCGGGGGUGGUAUUGCGUACACACACGCACCCAUACACACACAGACGCACCCAAGGGUUUGUAAGUUUAGGGUCACUGGUUUUAAGUCUAGGGUCACUGGUUCAGUGCAGCUGGCAGGGGGGCUUAUUAGGUAUCAUUGUGUGUGUUAAUGCUGAGCGAUUAACCGUAAUAUCUGUUAUUUUUCGUUUUUUAAACAACUAAAUGACCGAAGUCAGUGAAAUUAUUUAAAUUGUAAUUUUGUUCUGUUUUUUUAUGUGAGCUCAAUGCGCACACUACGCAGUUUCUCUAGAGAUAAGUCAGAUCAAGCCCGAACUGUGCAAUGUAGUAGGGAGUUGUAGUUUCCAACAGGCCAAUAUUCUACAUAGUUUAUCGUAGAAAACUUUGUAAUUAACUUCAAUGACCAUAAUCCAUUGUGCGCCUAUUUGUCCAGUCUGUGUGUUUAUUUUAUGCCUGCUAUGUUAGGUUAGUGUCGGGCAGACACAGAGAGAAGAGAGAAGAAUGCAUGAUGGCGAGGGAUAGAGAUAGAGAGCAUUUGCUUUGCGAGUUAUCGCUACCUGAAAAUACAUGAUCUAAGUGAUUGAUAGUUGAUAUUCAGCAGUCAUAAAAGUAUGCCUUAUUUACUUGCAAAGAAAAAGCCAUAUCUCAGACUGGCCAAUAAAAAGAAAAGACUCUGCCUAGAAGGUCAGCAUCCCGGGUUUUGCGGGUACUAUUUAAUGAAGCUGCCAGUUGAGGACCUGUGAGGCGUCUGUUUCUCAAACUAGACACUCUAAUGUAUUUGUCCUCUUGCUCAGUUGUGCACCGGGGCCUCCCACUCCUCUUUCUAUUCUGGUUAGAGCCAAUUUGCGCUGUUCUGUGGAAGGGACUAGGACACAGCGUUGUACGAGAUCUUCAGUUUCUUGGCAAUUUCUCGCAUGGAAUAGCCUUAAUUUCUCAGAACAAGAAUAGAUGGACGAGUUUCAGAAGAAAGUUCUUUGUUUCUGGCCAUUUUGAGCCUGUAAUCGAACCCACAAUUGCUGAUGCUCCAGAUACUCAACUAGUCUCAAGAAUGCCAGUUUUAUUGCUUCUUUAAUCAGCACAGCAGUUUUCAGCUGUGCUAACAUAAUUGCAAAAGGGUUUUCUAAUGAUCAAUUAGCCUUUUAAAAUGAUAAACUUGGAUUAGCAAAUACAACGUGCCAUUGGAACAAAGGACUGAUGGUUGUUGAUAAUGGGCCUCUGUACGCCUAUGUAGAUAUUUCAUUAAAAAUCAGCCGUUUCCAGCUACAAUAGCCAUUUACAACAUUAACAAUGUCUACACUGUAUUUCUGAUCAAUUUGAUGUUAUUUUAAUGGUUUUUCUUUCGAAAACAAGGACACUUCUAAGUGACCCCAAACUUUUGAACGGUAGUGUAUAUACAGUACCAGUCAAAAGUUUGGACACACCUACUCAAUCAAGGGUUUUUGUUUAUUUUUACUAUUUUCUACAUUGUAGAAUAAUAGUGAAGACAUCAAAACUAUGAAAUAACACAUAUGGAAUCAUGUACUAACCAAAAAAGUGUUAAACAAAUCAAAAUAUAUUUUAUAUUUGAGACUCUUCAAAUAACCACCCUUUGCCUUGAUGACAGCUUUGCACACUCUUGGCAUUCUCUCAACCAGCUUCACCUGGAAUGCUUUUCCAACAGUCUUGAAGAGUUCACACAUAUGCUGAGCACUUGUUGGCUGCUUUUCCUUCACUCUGCCGUCCGACUCAUCCCAAACCAUCUCAAUUGGGUUGAGAUUGGGUGAUUGUGGAGGCCAGGUCAUCUGAUGCAGCACUCCAUCACUCUCCUUCUUGGUAAAAUAGCCCUUACACAGCCUGGAGGUGUGUUGGGUCAUUGUCCUGUUGAAAAACAAAUGAUAGUCCCACUAAGCGCAAACCAGAAGGGAUGGCGUAUCGCUGCAGAAUGCUGUGGUAGCCAUGCUGGUUAAGUGUGCCUUGAAUUCUAAAUAAAUCACAGACAGUAUCACCAGCAAAGCACCCCCACACCAUAACACCUCCUCCUCUCUGCUUUAUGGUGGGAAAUUCACAUGCGGAGAUCAUCUGUUCACCCACACCACGGCGGUUGGAACCAGAAAUCUCCAAUUUGGACUCCAGACCAAAGGACACAUUUCCACCGGUCUAAUGUCCUUUGCUUGUGUUUCUUGGCCCAAGCAGGUAUCUUCUUCUUAUUGGUGACCUUUAGUAGUGGUUUCUUUGCAGCAAUUUGACCAUGAAGGCCUGAUUCACACAGUCCCCAUUGAACAAUUGAGGUUGAGAUGUGUCUGUGACUUGAACUCUGUGAAGCAUUUAUUUGGGCUGCAAUUUCUGAGGCUGGUAACUCUAAUGAACUUAUCCUCUGCAGCAGAGGUAACUCUGGGUCUUCCAUUCCUGUGGCGGUCCUCAUGAGAGCCAGCGGUUGAUGGUUUUUGCGACUGCACUUGAAGUAACUUUCAAUGUUCUUGAAAUGUUCCGUAUUGACUGACCUUCAUGUCUUAAGGUAAUGAUGGACUGUCAUUUCUCUUUGCUUAUUUGAGCUGUUCUUGCCAUAAUAUGGACUUAGUCUUUUACCAAAUAGGGCUAUCUUUUGUACACCCCCCCCCCCCCCCCCACACACACACACACACACCUUGUCACAACACAACUGAUUGGCUCAAACGCAUUAAGAAGGAAAUAAAUUCCACACAUUUGAAGAAGGCACACCUGUUAAUUGAAAUGCAUUCCAGGUGACUACCUCAUGAAGCUGGUUGAGAGAAUGCCAAGAGUGUGCAAAGCUGUCAUCAAGGCAAAGGGUGGCUAUUUGAAGAAUCUCAAAUAUAAAUAUAUUUUGAUUUGUUUAACACUUUUUUAGUUACUACAUGAUUCCAUAUGUGUUAAUUCCUAGUUGUGAUGUCUUCACUAUUAUUCUACAAUGUAGAAAAUAGUAAAAAUAAAGAAAAACCCUUGAAUGAGUAGGUGUGUCCAAACUUGUGACUGGUAUUGUACAGUCGUGGUCAAAAGUUUUGAGAAAAUGAACUUAAUCCCCAAAAAUAUUUCCACUGCAUUUCAGCCCUGCCACAAAAGGACGGGGAACAAAACAUUGACAUUUUGGGUCCAUGGCCAGGAAACUCCCCAGACCUUAAUCCCAUUGAGAACUUGUGGUCGAUCCUCAAGAGGCGGGUGGACAAACAAAACCCCACAAAUUCUGACCAACUCCAAGCAUUGAUUAUGCAAGAAUGGGCUGCCAUCAGUCAGGAUGUGGUCCAGAAGUUAAUUGACAGCAUGCCAGGGGGUGGAUUGCAGAGGUCUUGAAAAAGAAGGGUCAACACUGCAAAUAUUGACUCUUUGCAUAAACUUAAUGUAAUUGUCAAUAAAAGCCUUUGACACUUAUGGAAUGCUUGUAAUUAUACGUCAGUAUACCAUAGUAACAUCUGACAAAAAUAUCUCAUAACACUGAAGCAGCGAACUUUGUGAAGACCAAUACUUGUGUCAUUCUCAAAACUUUUGACUUUUGAUACUUUAUUAUUUAUAUAUACUUUAUUAUUUAUUUAUUUUACACAAGGCCCGCACUGGGGGAAAAAAAAUUAGCGUUUAUCUUUAUGUGAAUCAAUGCCUAAUUUAUCAUAACCAUUACAGAUAACAAAUCCUAAUUGCUAAAUUGACCCAUAUAUAUUCAGUCAAUAAAAAAAGUGCUAUUUAAGAUUGAUUUAUUGAAAUCGGAAAAUCAACUGGUUGUAUUAUAUCGUGGAACACAAUCUUCAAAAAGGCAGUAACCUCAGCAGUGGCACUUGUCCAAAAAGUUAUACUUUUGAAUCAUCUGUCCAUAGAACAUUCUUCCAUGAGUUUAUGAUCAUCCAGGUGCUUCCAGGCAAACUUGAGUCAACUUUUUGGACGACAUGGGUCCCAUUUAUGUCUGGCGAAAACUGAACACUGCAUUCCACAGUAAGAACCUCAUGCCAACGGUCAAGCAUGGUGGUGGUAGUGUGAUGGUUUGGGGAUGCUUUGCUGCCUCAGGACCUGAAUGACUUGCUUUAACCCUUUGACGCGUACCAACAUCAUUCUACAGUGGUCAACCUGUUCCACUACAGCCCCGUCGAUGAGAAUGGGGGUGUGCUCAGUCCUCUUUUUUUUCCCUGUAGUCCACAAUCAUCUCCUUUGUCUUGGUCACGUUGAGGGAGAGGUAGUUAUCCUGGCCCCACACGGCCAGGUCUCUGACCUCCUCCCUAUAGGCUGUCUCAUUGUUGUCUGUGAUCAGGCCUACCACUGUUGUGUCAUCGGCAAACUUAAUGAUGGUGUUGGAGUUGUGCCUGGCCAUGCAGUCAUGGGUGAACAGGGAGUACAGGAGGGGACUGAGCACGCACCCCUGAGGGGCCCCCGUGUUGAGGAUCAGCGUGGCAGAUGUGUUGUUACCUACCCUUACCACCUGGGGCGGCCUGUCAGGAAGCCCAGGAUCCAGAUGCAGAGGGAGGUGUUUAGUCCCAGGAUCCUUAGCUUAGUGAUGAGCUUUGAGGACACUAUGGUGUUAAACGCUGAGCUGUAGUCAAUGAAUAGCAUUCUCACGUAGGUGUUCCUCUUGUCCAGGUGGGAAAGGGCAGUGUGGAGUGCAAUACAGAUUGCAUCAUCUGUGGAUCUAUUGGGGCGGUAUGCAAAUUAAGUGGGUCUAGGGUUUCUGGGAUAAUGGUGUUGAUGUGAGCCAUGACCAGCCUUUCAAAGCACUUCAUGGCUACAGACGUCAGUGCUACGGGUCGGUAGUCAUUUAGGCAGUUGAUCUUAGUGUCCUUGGGCAUGGGGACUAUGGUGGUCUGCUUGAAACAUGUUGGUAUUACAGACUCAGUCAGGGACAUGUUGAAAAUGUCAGUGAAGACACUUGCCAGUUGGUCAGCACAUGCUCGGAGUACACGUCCUGGUAAUCCGUCUGGCCCUGCGGCCUUGUGAAUGUUGACCUGCUUAAAAGUCUUACUCACAUCGGCUACGGAGAGCGUGAUCACGUAGUCAUCCGGAACAGCUGGUGCUCUCAUGCAUGUUUCAGUGUGGCUUGCCUCGAAGAGAGCAUAGUAGUGGUUUAGCUCGUCUGGUAGGCUUGUGUCACUGGGCAGCUCGCGGCUGUGCUUCCCUUUGUAGUCUGUAAUAGUUUUCAAGCCCUGCCACAUCCGACGAGCGUCAGAGCCGGAGUAGUACAAUUCAAUCUUAGUCCUGUAUUGACUCUUUGCCUGUUUGAUGGUUCGUCUGAGGGCAUAGCGGGAUUUCUUAUAAGUGUCCGGGUUAGAGUCCCGCUCCUUGAAAGCGGCAGCUCUACCCUUUAGCUCAGUGUGGAUGUUGCCUGUAAUCCAUGGCUUCUGGUUGGGGCAGGGACGGCUUGUUCAAUAGGGCGAUAUGGGCGACGCACUGCCAAACGGGAAAAGGAAGGGAUUUUUUUUCUAAUCAAUUAUAUCACGGCAACAGCAGUUAUCAGUGUUCACGUCUGAUCUGCCAGCCACUAAAUGUCAAAUCAGGCUAAAGUCGUGCUUCAAAUGGCCCCGCCCGUUUUUGGGGCGAUUUCAGUCAAGUUGAAAAUCGCCCAGAAGUCUCUCAUAGCCUGUCAUGUAAAAUCUAUUUUUUUCACAUUUCAAAGCUUUCAAUACAUUCUCUAUGGGUGUCUGUGGGCUUGCACUUACGCGCUUUCGUCAUACGUGACGUAACGUUGAACGUAACUAAGACAAUGGCGGCUAGAAGCGUCUCUGUUGCGACCUGCAGUGCGGCGUUAUUUUAUGUUUUUAAUUUGUAGACUUAGUUUACAAACAUUCUGCCAACCAUGGAUUUCCAGUGGUUGGUUUUGGACUGAUCUUGUUGAUCGUGUACAUACCCGCUACGAACGGACUAAAUAAUGAAAACGCUGCUGGCAGCUGAAUCCCAAUACAGCUGGGAGACUUGGCUGGAUGAGUCCCGGACAGAGAAGUGGAGCCGGCCACCUUCACCCUGGUCAGAGCGGACCGCGAUCCUGGUAAGAGAGCGACUCUGUACCCCGACAUUGAACUGCUUUCUGUGUCAUUGCGACCUUACUAUCAAUUCAAUUCAAUUUAAGGGCUUUAUUGGCAUGGGAAACGUGUGUUAACAUUGCCAAAGCAAGGGAAGUAGAUAGUAAACAAAAGUGAAAUAAACAAUAAAUAUUAACAGUAAACAUUACACUCAGAAGUUUCAAAAGAAUAAAGACAUUUCAAAUGUCAUAUUAUGUAUAUAUACAGUGUUGUUACAAUGUGCAAAUAGUUAAAGUACAAAUGGGAAAAUAAAUAAACAUAAAUAUGGGUUGUAUUUACAAUGGUGUUUGUUCUUCACUGGUUGCCCUUUUCUUGUGGCAACAGGUCACAAAUCUUGCAGCUGUGAUGGCACACUGUGGUUUUUCACCCAGUAGAUAAGGGAGUUUAUCAAAAUUGGGUUUGUUUUCGAAUUCUUUGUGGAUCGCUGUAAUCUGAGGGAAAUAUGUGUCUCUAAUAUGGUCAUACAUUUGGCAGGAGGUUAGGAAGUGCAGCUCAGUUUCCACCUCAUUUUGUGGGCAGUGUGCACAUAGCCUGUCUUCUCUUGAGAGCCAGGUCUGCCUACGGCGGCCUUUCUCAAUAGCAAGGCUAUGGUCACUGAGUCUGUACAUAGUCAAAGCUUUCAUUAAGUUUGGGUCAGUCACAGUGGUCAGGUAUUCUGCCACUGUGUACUCUCUGUUUAGGGCCAAAUAGCAUUCUAGUUUGCUCUGUUUUUUUGUUUGUUCUUUCCAAUGUGUCAAGUAAUUCUCUUUUUGUUUUCUCAUGAUUUGGUUGGGUCUAAUUGUGUUGUUGUUGUUGUUGUUGUUGUUGUCCUGGGGCUGUGUGGGGUCUGUUUGUGUUUGUGAACAGAGGCCCAGGACAAGCUUACUUAGGGGACUCUUCUCCAAGUUCAUCUCUCUGUAGGUGAUGGCUUUGUUAUGGAAGGUUUGGGAAUCGCUUCCUUUUAAGUGGUUACUAUCUGCCCCGUGAGUUCCCCCAAUUGUUUGUUACCGUUGUGUACUGUUGAUAAUCACAAGUUUACUGGAGAACUGAGACCAAGUAGAGACUUUGGACAGGGUGGAUAUGGUAUAAUAAAGGCAGUUUAUUCAGAGGUAAAGAUAUCUGGAAUCGCGUGCACGGACUCGUGCACGUGUGUAGGUCACCUAAAUCAUCAGAAAAAUUGCCCCUCCUGAGAAUUUUUUCAGGAGCCGCCACUGGGUUGGGGUAUGUACGUACGGUCACUGUGGGGACGAAGUCAUCGAUGAACUUAUUGAUGAAACCAGUGACUGAUGUGGUGUACUCCUCAAUGCUAUUUAGCUAACUUUCGGUUGACAGAAACCAUAAUAUGAAUUAACUAAUAGAAAUUACUAUUUACAAUUCAUCACAUAACGGGUGAGCUCACCAUUGAUCAAAAUAAUUGAGUAAAACACUUUAUAAAAAUAUAAAUGAAUCCGACAAUGGGUAGUUUGUGCACGCCGCCAUGUUUUUUGUUGUUGGGGUCAACCAAAGAUAAGAAGAGGAGAAAAGAUGAGUUUGGUCUGUUUGCAGUAUGCAUGUUAAAGGGGGUGUGUUGUCUACCAUCAUUCACUUCCCUUCAUUCACUUCCGGAAGUUUACUCAGAAGAGAAGUGAACCAUCCCUCACCUCAUUUGUUAUAAUAUCUUUGGUCUGACAGAUGUUUACGUGACACCCAGAAUGCAUUGUAUAAUAUCAACAAACAUGGUUCCACACAUAGCUGGCAAAUAGCUUAGCAUUAGCUCAUUAUAAUCAGUACAACCUUCAAAAAAGUAUUUUACACACAUCUAUGCAAGAAUCGGAAUGCAUGAUUUGUCACCAGUACUUGAAAAUUGAAUAAAACAGUAAAUACAUUAUGCUCCAUACAUAUGCUAAAGUAGAAACAACAACACGAUAUACAGAAAAUAAGGCACUUACGUGGAACACACACAUGUCUAAAGUUAUUAUUUGUAAGGAAAACAACAAUGAAGGCAAUGUGAGCGCCAGCCAGAAAAUGUACCAGGGGGGAAAAGUUUGUGCUAGACUGCACAAAUGUAUGCGUACUUGAUCUGGGGAAAUACUGGGGAGAUGCUUCGGCUUUCAUCAAAGAGAGAAGUUUGUCCGGUUCAGUAAAGCCUCAAACAUACAGUGCAUUCGGAAAGUAUUCAGACCCCUUCCUUUUUCAACAUUUUGUUACGUUACAGCCUUAUUCGCAAAUGGAUUAAAUUAGUCUUUUCCUCAUCAAUCUACACACAAUACCCCAUAAUGACAAAGUGAAAAUAGUUUUUUUGAAAUUUUUGCUAAUGUAUAAAAAAUUACACACAGAAAUACCUUAUUUACAUAAGUAUUCAGACCGUUUGCUAUGAGACUUGAAAUUGAGCUCAGCUGCAUCCUGUUUCCAUUGAUCAUCCUUGACAUGUUUCAACAACUUGAUUGGAGUCCACCUAUGGUAAAUUCAAUUGAUUGGACAUGAUUUGGAAAGGCAUACACCUGUCUAUAUGUUGUUGUGACCCGCAAAUGAACAUAUAAAAACGGAACACUAGAAUCAAAGCAAAUUAACGUUGUCUUCAUUUUUUACGAAUUUGAUCAGGACACAUUUUCAAUUACCCGUUCGGGCAGCCAAAAUUCCACCAAAUAGUUUGACAGUAUAUGAAAAAUAUUUGAUCUCUGGUUAAAGAUCGAGUUUUGACGUUGAGUAAUUGACUACUCAUGCCCAUCCCUAGACCAGACAUGCCCAGACUUGUCCACUUCUCCUCUCAUCAAUGUUCUGUCUGUCUCUGUUUCUCUGUUUCUCUCUCUCUGUCCCUCUGUCUCUCUGCCUCUGUCUCUGUGUCUCUGUCUCCGUCUCUCUGUCUCUUCUCUCUAUCCCCUCCAACAAACACACACACACACACACACACUGCAAUCAGGCACCCCUGCCGGUUGGGGUCAAAGGCCAAGUGGCCUAAGCUUCAAAGUAGGUCAGUUGAUCCUGCUCUGUGUACCUACCUCCAGCUGCUUUAGAUUGUUUCAGCUUUCUAAGUGUUUUUAAACAACAGCCAUGUGUGUGUGUGUGUGUGUGUCAAUGAGGAAUUAGUCUUUGCAACUGGCCGGCAAAUGUUUGACAUCUGUUUCAGAGUGUCUCAGUGCAUGACUGAGCCAUAAUCAUUCCUCUUAGUGCUGUUUGAACUGGAGUCUGUGGAACAUCACUGGUGUCAGAACAUCUACAAGUUUUAGUUUCAUGAGACUGAUUCAACUAUGAACUAGAAUGACCUGGUGUGUGUGUUUGUGUGUGUCUGUGAGUGCACUCGCGUGUGUGUGUGUUGAAAAGUAGAAAGAGUUACUGGAAAGGUUGUUCUGCAUCAAGACAGUGACUAAUCCUUCAACUGUCCAGUUGAGGUCAUUGGGACUGUUUGUGUCUGUUUAGUUAAUAAGGACAUUUGUGAUUCAUAAAAGUAAUUCUGAUCCUACGCCUGUUCUCAUGACCUCACUAGACUUGGACACACACCACACAACACACACUCGCUAGCAGCCCACAGAUCUGGGUCAUUCUGUCUCUUUUGGUGAAGAAGAGAGGAGAAAGAAACGAGGGAGGAAAGCCAUGGGCUGUUGAUAUUUCAACAGGAUAACAGAGGUCAAAAUGUCAGUAAUGCUGUCACUAUCAUCUCCCUAGCACACGCAUCAUUAAUUAAACACACACACACUAAGCCCCCCUAGAGGGAGUGUGACCUCAUAGCAGAGCAGACUAACCCUCUCCAUGGGGACCGGGGGGCCGUGUGACCGGGACGACCAGGAGGUUCAGAGCGUAGGCAGCACACGCGUCACCACAUGGGUUGUGGCGGUCACAACAUUUAGUCAGCCGGUGAUUGUCAAGCAAAUAACUGUCGGUCUCACGGUAAUUGACCGUAAAUUAACAUAAACACAUUUAGCAUCUCCUGGCUUCCACACAUAGCCUACAAGCCACUGAUGUUGACCUUUGGAACAUCUACAUUUUAAAAAGUCUAAUAAAUCCAAGUAAUAUAGCCUACACCUUCAUAAUAAAUCAAUUAUUUAUUUUAGACAGAUCUAAAGAAACAUGAUAUGAAGAAAAUGUAGUCUAUUUCAGAAGAACAGGGGGCUAUAUGUUUUGAUUCUUAAUACAUUGUAAGGCUGCAUGAUGCGACGCUAAUGAUGAUAUGAAAAAAGUGGCUUGAAAGGCAUGAGCUCUGCUUAGUUUUUUGCACAGGCUGUACACACUUCAUCAGUCACUCAUUCACAAUUUGACAAGCACUUGAUAAUGCCUAGAAUUUCACAGCGGCCUUUUGCGGCCAGUGGCCAUUGUGCCCUUCUCCCUGAGGGCUCCAAAGCACCUCUCACUCACAUGGCUCUCCAUCACGUGAUUGGGUCUUUCUCACAGGCUACAAGUGAAGACAGACACAUCGGGGAUGCAACUGCGCGUGUCCUUAUCCAAUUGCGAGGUGCAUAUUGACGAAAUUGGAAGAACGGUCCACAUGUACUUUUCGUCAGCCAACAAGAUGAGAAAGCCUAACGAACAGCAAAAGCACUAGCCUAUGUCAAUCUACUAUCCCCCACAAACCCUAUUCUGGUAGUGUUUGUGGAAGAGCUGAACUAAAUGACUAUCGCCCCGUAGCACUCACAGACGAUGCAAUCGCCAUCGCACUGCACACUGCCCUAUCCCAUCUGGACAAGAGGAAUACCUACGUCAGAAUGCUGUUCAUUGACUAUAGCUCAGCCUUCAACACCAUAGUACCCUCCAAGCUCAUCAUUAAGCUUGAGGCCCUGGGUCUGAACCCUGCCCUGUGCAACUGGGUCCUGGACUUCCUGACGUGCCGCCCCCAGGUGGUGAAGGUAGGAAACAACACCUCCACUUCACUGAUCCUCAACACAGGGGCCCCACACGAGUGCGUGCUCAGCCCCCUCCUGUACUCCCUGUUCACACAUGACUGAGUAGCCAAGCACGCCUCCAACUCAAUCAUCAAAUGUGCAGACGACACAACAGUAGUAGGCCUGAUUACCAACAAUGACGAGAUAGCCUACAGGGAGGAGGUGAGGGCCCUGGCGGAGUGGUACCAGGAAAAUAACCUCUCCCUCAACGUCAACAAAAUGAAGGAGCUGAUCAUGGACAUCAGGAAACAGCAGAGGGAGCACGCCCCUAUCAACAUCGAUGGGACCGCAGUGGAGAAGGUGGAAAGCUUCAAGUUCCUCGGCGUACACAUCACUGACAAUCUGAAAUGGUCCACCCACACAGACAGUGUGGUGAAGAAAUUCGUCUUGGCCCCUAAGACACUCAGAAACCUUUACAGAUGCACAAUUGAGAGCAUCCUGUCAGGCUGUAUCACCGCCUGGUACGGCAACUGCACCACCCGCAAACGCAGGGCUCUCCAGAGGGUGGUGCGGUCUGCCCAACGCAUCACCGGGGGCACACUGCCUACCCUCCAGGACACCUACAGCACCCGAUGUCACAGGACAUCAUCAAGGACAUCAACCACCCGAGCCACGGCCUGUUCACCCCACUAUCAUCCGGAAGGCGAGGUCAGUAUUCGUGCGUCAAAGCUGGGACCGAGAGACUGAAAAACAGCUUCUAUCUCAAGGCCAUCAGACUGUUAAAUAGCCGUCACUAGCCGGCUACCACCCGGCUUCUCAACCCUGCACCUUAGAGGCUGCUGCCCUAUAUACAUAGACAUGGAAUCACUGGCCACUUUAAUAAUGGAACACUAUUCACUUUAAUAAUGUUUACAUACUGCUUUACUCAUCUCAUAUGUUUUCUGUAUUCUAUUCUACUGUACUUUAGUCAAUGCCAGUCUGACAUUUCUUAAUUAUUUUACUUUAAAUGUGUGUGUAUUGUUGUGCAUUGUUAGAUACUUCUGCACUGUUGGAAAUAGGAACAUAAGCAUUUUGCUACACCCGCAAUAACAUCUGCUAAAUAUGUGUAUAUGACCAAUAAAAUUUGAUUUGAUUUGAUGUGAUGAUGACCCUGGGGUUAUGUGAGUUCUGUAGUGCUGGUGUUUAUAAAAUGGCCGUGUCAGCAGGGUUAUCUCAGGCAGGCUGAUUCUAGAACAGUUACAGUGGGGAGAACAAGUAUUUGAUACACUGCCGAUUUUGCAGGUUUUCCUACUUACAAAGCAUGUAGAGGUCUGUAACUUUUUAUCAUAGGUAAACUUCAACUGUGAGAGACGGAAUCUAAAACAAACAUCCAGAAAAUCACAUUGUAUGAUUUUUAAGUAAUUAAUUUGCAUUUUAUUGAAUGACAUAAGUAUUUGAUACAUCAGAAAAGCAGAACUUAAUAUUUGGUACAGCAACCUUUGUUUGCAAUUACAGAGAUCAUACGUUUCCUGUAGGUCUUGACCAGGUUUGCACACACUGCAGCAGGGAUUUUGGCCCACUCCUCCAUACAGACCUUCUCCAGAUCCUUCAGGUUUCGGGGCUGUCGCUGGGCAAUACAGACUUUCAGCUCCCUCCAAAGAUUUUCUAUUUGGUUCAGGUCUGGAGACUGGCUAGGCCACUCCAGGACCUUGAGAUGCUUCUUACGGAGCCACUCCUUAGUUGCCCUGGCUGUGUGUUUCGGGUCGUUGUCAUGCUGGAAGACCCAGCCACGACCCAUCUUCAAUGCUCUUACUGAGGGAAGGAGGUUGUUGGCCAAGAUCUUGCGAUACAUGGCCCCAUCCAUCCUCCCCUCAAUACGGUGCAGUCAUCCUGUCCCCUUUGCAGAAAAGCAUCCCCAAAUAAUGAUUUUUCCACCUCCAUGCUUCACGGUUGGGAUGGUGUUCUUGGGGUUGUACUCAGCCUUCUUCUUCCUCCAAACAUGGCGAGUGGAGUUUAGACUUAAAAGCUCUAUAUUUGUCUCAUCAGACCACAUGACCUUCUCCCAUUCCUCCUCUGGAUCAUCCAGAUGGUCAUUGGCAAACUUCAGACGGGCUUGGACAUGUACUGGCUUGAGCAGGGGGACCUUGUUUGCGCUGCAGGAUUUUAAUCCAUGACGGCGUAGUGUGUUACUAAUGGUUUUCUUUGAGACUGUGGUCCCAGCUCUCUUCAGGUCAUUGACCAGGUCCUGCUGUGUAGUUCUGGGCUGAUCCCUCACCUUCCUCAUGAUCAUUGAUGCCCCACGAGGUGAGAUCUUGCAUGGAGCCCCAGACCGAGGGUGAUUGACCGUCAUCUUGAACUUCUUCCAUUUUCUAAUAAUUGCGCCAACAGUUGUUGCCUUCUCACCAAGCUGCUUGCCUAUUGUCCUGUAGCCCAUCCCAGCCUUGUGUAGGUCUACAAUUAUAUCCCUGAUGUCCUUACACAGCUCUCUGGUCUUGGCCAUUGUGGAGAGGUUGGAGUCUGUUUGAUUGAGUGUGUGGACAGGUGUCUUUUAUACAGGUAACGAGUUCAAACAGGUGCAGUUAAUACAGGUAAUGAGUGGAGAACAGGAGGGCUUCUUAAAGAAAAACGAACAGGUCUGUGAGAGCCGGAAUUCUUACUGGUUGGUAGGUGAUGAAAUACUUAUGUCAUGCAAUAAAAUGCAAAUUAAUUACUUAAAAAUCAUACAAUGUGAUUUUCUGGAUUUUUGUUUUAGAUUCCGUCUCUCACAGUUGAAGUGUACCUAUGAUAAAAAUUACAGACCUCUACAUGCUUUGUAAGUAGGAAAACCUGCAAAAUUGGCAGUGUAUCAAAUACUUGUUCUCCCCGCUGUAUGUGUUCUCUCCACGGUGGUUGAACAGCCAGGCUGCUAUCAGCUGGUAACUGACCGUAGGUCAGCGGCGCGGGCUGUUUCAUCUGAGUCUGACGUUUGUUUUUCCCUCCGUCUGCAUCCAUUUGUCAAAGAAUCCAUCAUCCCCUCUUUCCACAUCUCUCCUUUCUGACCCUGUCAGUCAGGGAGCUCUGCAGGGGGAACCAAAAUAGAGAGCCGAGCAGCCGGGGUUCCUCUAGGCUCUCAAACAUAAACACACUCCGGGAGGAGAGGAGGCCCCACUUCAAAACCAACACUGACACACAUCUGCACAUCUGUCUGACCAGGCCUCCCCUCUCUCUACCUCCUCCUCUUCCUCCUCUUCCUCCUCCUCUCUUCCUCUCCAGGUCUGGCUUUGUUUAAGCAUGACAGGAGGUUGUUGACUCGUUUUAAACAAGCCCUCUGUCUGUGUACAGUGACGGAAAAAAGUAUUUGAUCCCCUGCUGAUUUUGUACGUUUGCCCAUUGACAAAGACAUGAUCAGUCUAUAAUUUUAUUGGUAGGUUUAUUUGAACAAUGAGAGACAGAAUAACAACAAAAAAAUCCAGAAAAACGCAUGUCAAAGAUAUUAUAAAUUGAUUUGCAUUUUAAUGAGGGAAAUAAGUAUUUGACCCCUCUGCAAAACAUAACUUAGUACUUGGUGGCAAAACCCUUGUUGACAAUCACAGAGGUCAGACGUUUCUUGUAGUUGGCCACCAGGUUUGCACACAUCUCAGGAGGGAUUUUGUCCCACUCCUCUAUGCAGAUCUUCUCCAAGUUAUUAAGGUUUCGAGGCUGACGUUUGGCAACUCGAAUCUUCAGCUCUCUCCACAGAUUUUCUAUGGGAUUAAGGUCUGGAGACUGGCUAGGCCACUCCAGGACCUUAAUGUGCUUCUUCUUGAGCCACUCCUUUGUUGCCUUGGCCGUGUGUUUUGGGUCAUUGUCAUGCUGGGAUACCCAUCCACUACCCAUUUUCAAUGCCCUGGCUGAGGGAAGGAGGUUCUCACCCAAGAUUUGACGGUACAUGGCCCCGUCCAUCGUCCCUUUGAUGAGGUGAAGUUGUCCUGUCCCCUUAGCAGAAAAACGCACCCAAAGCAUAAUGUUUCCACCUCCAUGUUUGACGGUGGGGAUGGUGUUCUUGGGGUCACAGGCAGCAUUCCUCCUCCUCCAAACACGGCGAGUUGAGUUGAUGCCAAAGAGCUCGAUUUUGGUCUCAUCUGACCACAACACUUUCACCCAGUUCUCCUCUGAAUCAUUCAGAUGUUCAUUGGCAAACUUCAGACAGCCCUGUAUAUGUGCUUUCUUGAGCAGGGGGACCUUGCGGGCACUGCAGGAGUUCAGUCCUUCACGGCGUAGUGUGUUACCAAUUGUUUUCUUGGUGACUAUGGUCCCAGCUGCCUUGAGAUCAUUGACAAGAUCCUCCCGUGUAGUUCUGGGCUGAUUCCUCACCGUUCUCAUGAUCAUUGCAACUCCACGAGGUGAGAUCUUGCAUGGAGCCCCAGGCCGAGGGAGAUUGACAGUUAUUUUGUGUUUCUUCCAUUUGCGAAUAAUCGCAACAACUAUUGUCACCUUCUCACCAAGCUGCUUGGCAAUGGUCUUGUAGCCCAUUCCAGCCUUGUGUAGGUCUCCCAAGUGGCGCAGUGGUCUAAGGCACUGCAUCGCAGUGCUAGCUGUGCCACUAGAGAUCCUGGUUCGAAUCCAGGCUCUGUCGUGACCGGGAGACCCAUGGGGCGGCGACAAUUGGCCCAGCGUCGUCCAGGGUAGGGGAGGGAAUGGCCGGCAGGGAUGUAGCUCAGUUGGUAGAGCAUGGCGUUUGCAACGCCAGGGUUGUGGGUUCGAUUCCCAUGGGGGGCCAGUAUGAAAAAAAAAAUAUAUAUAUAAAAAUGUAUGCACUAACUGUAAGUCGCUCUGGAUAAGAGCGUCUGCUAAAUGACUAAAAUGUAAAUGUAAAAAUGUCUACAAUCUUGUCCCUGACAUCCCUGGAGAGCUCUUUGGUCUUGGCCAUGGUGGAGAGUUUGGAAUCUGAUUGAUUGAUUGCUUCUGUGGACAGGUGUCUUUUAUACAGGUAACAAGCUGAGAUUAGGAGCACUCCCUUUAAGAGUGUGCUCCUAAUCUCAGCUCGUUACCUGUAUAAAAGACACCUGGGAGCCAGAAAUCUUUCUGAUUGAGAGGGGGUCAAAUACUUAUUUCCCUCAUUAAAAUGCAAAUCAAUUUAUAAAAUUUUUGACAUGCGUUUUUCUGGAUUUUUUUGUUGUUAUUCUGUCUCUCAUUGUUCAAAUAAACCUACCAUUAAAAUUAUAGACUGAUAAUUUCUUUGUCAGUGGGCAAACGUACAAAAUCAGCAGGGGAUCAAAUACUUUUUUCCCUCACUGUAUGUUUUAUUCACCAUUAUUCCUAUUCACCAUGGCUGUGCUAUGCCACUUACUCUUAGAGCAGGGGUGUCAAACUCAAUCAGUGCAAGGGCCAUAUUGAAAAAACACAACGAAUUUGUGGGCCAGACAUCGCCUUAAAAAAAACGUGUAUACAACUGCGACCCAAACUGUCCGUUGUUCCGAUGUCCCUUUACAGUAGUAUGCUGUAUGUAGCAUUUUUUUACAUAUUAAAACAAAAUAAGAGAUAAAUAAUAUUUGUCCAGCCUUUGCUGCUAUGCUUGCAGAUGUGCAUAAUACGCUGCGACCAUAAUCAAAAAGUAUUUAACUCCAAAUGACAAAAACGAGGUUGUUGUAACAUUUAAACUUGAAACAUGUUUGUCAUUUUUUUUGCACUGCAUUCUUUACUAGUACGGUUGAAUGCAGCAUUGCUGUAUGGUGCACUCAAAAUGUAUUGCUGUUGAGUAGCCAGCAUAGGCUACUGCUCAAACGUUGCUGUAAUAGGCCUACAUGUUUCUCCUUUGCAUGGUGUUUUGUUGCAACACUUUAGUAGCUUAGCUAGGACAGUGGCAUGUGUCUGUGUACACGGUCCCUCCGCUGCGCACGGUAAACGGGACUCACGAAAGCAGCUUGAUAGACAUUGAAUUCACCCAUGCGAGCACAUCAGGCUGUUGACUCAUUUAUACUUGCUUGUGUGUCCUAUUGUCCUUUAGUAGUAAUUUAUACCCGUGUGUGAAUUGUAGGAUACAGCAAUGACCUGUUGGAACUGAAACUUGGCACGGACAUUUAGCCUACAACAUAUUUAAACUUUCGGUCUGGUAGAAGAUUCGGUCAGUGCCAUUAGUGAUAUGAUACAGGGCACUGGCUGGGUUGGUUGUGUGUGUGUGUGUGUGGGUCUGGGAGGAGGGGUGGGUGUGUGGCAAUGCACUGCCGUUUGGUGUGCAGCACGGUGGGAGCGCUUGCUGUGACUUGUAGUGCAGCGCUUCGCGGGCUGUAUGGAAGCGGGCCAAAAUGAAUUGACAACCCAAAUCAUUGCGUGUGCUGGAUAGAAAUGUGUCACAGACCGGUUUCGGGCCACGGGCCUUGUGUUUGACACAACAUGUCUUAGAGUAUGGUUGGUUGUUUAAAACUGCUGUGUUGGUCAAUGACCCCGUUUUUGUUUGCUGAUUAAAGUGACAUUUUAUGCGAGUUGGGAGGGGGUAAACACUGCUUCUGAAACAUUUGAUACCAACACUGUUAAUACGCUUGUCACAGCUCUAAGUGUUACCAUAUCUCCCUGUCCUCCUCUCUCUCUCGCUCUCUCGCUUCUCUCCUCUCUCUUCGCUCUCUCUCUCUCCGUCUCUCUCUCGAGGACUCGAGCUCUCCUCUCUUCCUCUUUCUUUCUUCGAGGCCUCUCUCUCUCUGAGUCUCGGAGAGAAUCUCUAGAUUCUCUCUCUCUCCUCUCUAGCUUCUAUCUCUCUAUCUCCUCUCUCUCUCCUCUCGCUCUCUCUCUCUCUCUCCUCUCUCCUCUAUCUCUCUCUAUCUCUUCUCUCUCUCGCUCUCUCCUCUAGGUGUUUAGUUGUGAAGCCAGCUGGCUGGCCCUGGAGACACUCCUUCACUACGAUGUAGAGUCCAGAAGAGAGGCAACGAGAGAGAAAGACGAAAGCGAGUGUGUAUGAAAAACAGACACUCCAGCUGCAAUACUCUAGCACACUACGCACAAGACGGGAUAUAGAGAGAGAGUAACUGAAAGCGGGUGAGUAAGACAGUGGCAAGGACGGAAAGUAAUAUCGGAUGACAGAGCAGAAAGAAGGAACAGGAACAACAGCAGUGCCAGAACGACACCAGGAGGAGAUAAGAACAGAGAAAGAGAGGGAUACUGUGAAUCAUUGACCUCAGGCCCUGCCUCCAAACCAGCCUCUCCCGCCCUCCUCCCUCCUCCUUCCUCCUUUCCCUGCGCUGGAACUGUUCACUCUUUCCCACACCUUUGUCACAACAGGACCACAUCCUUUGCUCUCUCCCUCUAUCCUUUUCCCUCUUCCUGAAGACCCUGAGGACCUGAACCUUCACCUUUGACCCCACCUGUGUGACCCCUGGAUGACAUUCCACCGCUCCUGGUAUCAACCCCAUCGAACUCAACUGAACAUAAUUGUUCCUUCAGAGAGGAACAGACAACACCAGGAACACUUCAGAACCACUGCAAACGUCAUCAUCACCAUGUGUCACGUGAUCGUAACCUGUCGCUCCAUGCUGUGGACUCUACUCAGCAUCGUGGCCGCCUUCGGCGAGCUCAUCGCCUUUAUGAGCACCGAUUGGCUGGUGGGCUUCCCCCGGACACCGGACGCCGUCUUUGGCCCUCACGGUGCCACUGCAGCCGGCGAGGCCUACCGGCCCACCCUGGGCAUCUACGGCCGCUGCAUCAAGCUGCCCCACCUGCAGCGCGGCGUGCUGUGCGGGCCGUACGCCGUGCACUUUGGGGAGAUUGCCAGCGGGUUCUGGCAGGCGGCGUCCAUCUUUCUGGCUGCGGGGAUCCUGCUGCUGUGUGCCGUGGCCUUCAUCUCCGUCUUCACCAUGUGCUUCCAGAGCAUCAUGAAGAAGAGCAUCUUCAACGUGUGUGGACUGCUGCAGGCCAUCGCAGGUGAGACUGAGGGAGACACGUUAGCCCACAGAACAAUAUUGCAGUGUUACCCAGUUUACUUUCACAUUCACUUAUUGACAUGCACAUACAGUACCUCACACAGCAAAUACACAGACACUGCUGUUCCAGUGUUCCUGUGUGCAGUGUUACACUGCCUGUUGGUUGGUUGUAGUUUUCUCUAGGCAGUGCAGUAGUUAGACACAGCUGACUGACUGUUGAACCCCUGGAAUGUAGGGUGAGAGGGACUUGUGAAGGGGUGGGUGCCGUUUGAACAGCCAACAUUCAACCCCAUCUAUCUAACCUUUUAGUGCUGCUGUUCAUCUCUCUAACCUUCAUAGUUUAAACAUUUACUAGAGCAAUCAGACCCCACUGACCACACACAAACACACACGCGUACACACACACACACACACACACAGGCCCCCAAGAGUGCAUUAACUCUUACUACCAGCGUGCUCUCUGUGUGUUCGAGGUGACAAUUAACCCUAUAGGUCAAGGAUCCGGGAACCACAGCAACCUUGCACCUUCCUCUGAGGUCGUUGCCAUGAGCAACAAGGUACCAAAUAUUUGUCAUUUUGAGUCAGCUGGGGAUGACGUCAUGUGACCUGUGUGGUGUUUGUGUAUGUGUAUCUGUAUGAAUCUCGAGUCGCUGUGACCUGCUGUGGUGAAUUGUGGGAGGGAAGAGGCAGUCAUAGGAGAGAGGGAGGUCAUUCCGACUGAAUCUCUCUGAGCUUUCAUCCCUCUCGCCUAUCCUCCCCUGUACUUGUUCCUUAGACUGUCAGGGAUGGUGUAAUGACUGGUGAGGGAGUAGGUCAGGGUGAAGUUGCCCUACAGACACUUAUCUACUGUAAGAUCAAUUUGAUGCCUUUUCCCCACUAUUUUUUGUUAAGGUUAGAAUUUGGGUAUGAUAACAACUUUCUGGCACUAAAUGAAUCCGGUGAUUGCUACACCGGUGGACAGUUACCACCUAACAAUGUAACGCACAUUCAGACCUAGUGAAAGUGCCAAAUACAGUCCAGUGUUAUUGUAGUUGUUAUUUAGUGUAGUCAGAGGACUUCCACAACUGGACUGAUUAGAAGAGCAGAGCUGCUCGUUAUGGGUCUGUGGGUCGCUGGGAGGAAGAGGAUGAGGAAAAGGAAAGGGGGCGAGGGGAAACCAGAAAUAGAAGGGAGACGUUUCCUUCAUGCCCCCAGCCCUUAGCCCCCUGUCUGAAUUGACUAUAGGUCAUUAACCCAAAGGAAAGAUUCAUCCAUUUUGAAUGUUAUAUUGUUUUUGUGCAUCACUGUGCAAUGUUCUAUCGAUUCCCGGGGUCAUUUCAUGUGUGUCUGUGCUAUUACCGUUCAAGCAGGCAGAAAUUUGGCCGCUAUGAGCUAGCAUUGCUCACUACACUGGAAGUUAAUAGGACUACAACUUUCAGAUUACGAAAACGUCUACCAUACGUCAGAUUUCAAUACUGGCCGAUGUCAUAACGCUGGAGGUUGUCUUCUCUCGAAUGAGCCAUUGAUUAUAUUUUUGCGAUAUUCCUACCUUGAGAAAUUUGUAAUUUAACAGUGGGUCCACUACAUUUCUCCUAUUUGUCUGCCUCUUCAGUCCAGAGUGCAUUACAUGGUGCCAUUGCAUGGCCGUUGUGAAUGUCACACUCCACUCUGCGAGGGAAAUCGAUCUGCAGGUUGAACAUGGUGAGAAUGUAGACUCCUAAAUUGAUAGUACAAUUCGUUUAGGCAAUUUUAGAGCUAACUAACUACUUCACAUGCUGAUAUUAACUUUGGUAUUAUUGUGUGUAGCUACAUUUGCUAGCUAGCUAGAUAGAUAGAUAGAUAGCCAGCCAGCCCAUAGAGAGAGCAUUGUAUUAUGGGUUUUGUAGACGACUUGAGCUGCAACAGAAUUUCACAACGAUUUUCACAUGUUGCUACCAACCUUAUUAUAAGGACAAAAUGAAACAUAUAUUCACCAAAAAUAAUAAGUGGUUUUGGGUGGAUUUUUAAUGCCCUGGCUACAGGAAGAGAUAAGGACCAAAACACACAGCGACACCAUAUCAAGCAGUAUGUAUGCACUCACUAAUUGUAAGUCGCUCUUCUGCUAAAUGACUAAAAUGUCAAUUGGAUCACUAAAUAUCGCUCUAUCACUUUAUUGUCUCUCUCUCUCUGUAUCUCUCUGUUUCUCGCUCUCGCUCUCGCAUCUCUCUCUCUGUAUCUCUCUCUUUCUCUCUCUCUGUAUCUCUCUCUCUCUGUAUUUCUCUCUCUCUCUCUCUCUCUCUCUCUCUCUCUGUAUCUCUCUCUCUGUAUCUCUCUCUCUCUGUAUCUCUUUCUCUCUCUGUAUCUCUGUCUAUCUCUCUCUCUCUCUCUAUCGCUCCUUUCCACCAGUUUGACUUUCCUCCAAUCAUUAUUUCCACUAAGUGUUCCACCGACCGUACCAUAAUGUGACCGUAACUGGGAUCAGGUGGCAGAUGUUUCGGGAAAGGCUUGACCUCAGAAGGAGAGAUUGUAGUUGGGUAGCCAGCGGUGGUCACGUCAUCCCACUGGAGUCAUUAGACUGGCCCUAACUCUAUUAACCUAAUUUAAACACACUGAUGUCAUAUUGCGAAGGUUAUAACGACAAAAUGAAACAUAUAUUCACCAGAAAUUAUAGGUGGUUUUGGGUGGAUUUUUAAUGCCCUGGCUACAGGAAGAGAUAAGGACCAAAACACACAGCGACACCAUAUCAAGCAGUCGGUCUGUGUUGACGUGGCUGUGGAAGUUGGUGUUUUUCUGUUGGUGUUUUUCCUUCAGAUUUCUUUCCUAUUGACAGUGAUACCUCCACAUGGGAUGGAAAAAUCUGUAAUUUCUCCCCAGCCAGCAUUCUGUGAUAUCGCUCUAUCACUUUAUUGUCUCUCUCUCUCUGUAUCUCUCUGUAUCUCUCUGUAUCUCUCUGUUUCUCUCUCUCUCUCUCUCUCUCUCUCUCUCUCUCUCUGUAUCUCUCUCUCUGUAUCUCUCUCUCUCUCUGUAUCUCUCUCUCUCUCUCUGUAUCUCUCUCUCUGUCUCUCUCUCUGUAUCUCUCGCUCUCUCUGGAUCUCUCUCUCUGUGUAUCUCUCUCUCUCUCUGUAUCUCUCUCUCUCUGUCUAUCUCUCUCUCUAUCUCUUCUUUCCACCAGUUUGACUUUCCUCCAAUCAUUAUUUCCACUAAGUGUGUAGACCGACCGUACCAUAAUGUGACCGUAACUGGGAUCAGGUGGCAGAUGUUUUGGGAAAGGCUUGACCUCAGAAGGAGAGAUUGUGGUUGUGUAGCCAGCGGUGGUCACGUCAUCCCACUGGAGUCAUUAGACUGGCCCUAACUCUAUUAACCUAAUUUAAACACACACUGAUGUCAUAUUGCGAAGGUUUUGUCUCUGAUCUAAAUCUAUUGGAGAUGUAAUCUAACUAGUAGGCUUGGGCGAUAUCCAGAUAGUCAGACCUUCAUACCGACCUUGUGCCUUAACGGGAUAUUCAGUAAUACUGGCACUGAACACAAGGGGCACUAUUUUCAAACCCCACUGAUCCCCUGUAUUCCGAAGGUUAGCAAUGCUAACAAAAAGUAAAGCUCGAAGUUAUACAAGUAACAAAAGAAUGCUACUCACAGUUUGCUGCACGCACAAAACAAAUAUUAGACAGCAAUGCUCUUGAUCCAGGAGGGGAUUAUCAGCUGUUACCAAGCAAAGCUUGAUUUUGGAAGAAGCUAAACAUUUAGCUAGAUAUCUAACUAGCUACUAAAUUAGCAAACCAAAUGCACAACUGCAGAGAAUUUAGCACAUUUUAGACAGUUAACUUAAUAGGUAUAAGAUAUUUAGCUGGUAAACAUUUAGUUGUGAAUUCCAUACAGUAACUAAAUCACCUGGUGCAUGCUGCACAACAGUGAGUGACUCACAAUGCUCCGGUCUCUCGUUGUUGUGUGCUUGUAAACAAACACCAUGUGACUGGGGACUACCGGUAAACUUCAUAAUAAAACAUUACGCAACAGGUGAAAUGAAGAACGCAGUCUUCUUUAUCGCCUAACGUAUUGCACAAGUUGACUGUAGUUAUUUACUUAAAAAGUAGCUACAAAUAUUACAAUUUUUUUUUUUUUUUACUUCAAAGAAAUAGUUUCAACUGUAUUGAAAAACCAUCCCGUGGCCAGUUCCAAAUACCCCGGUAUACCAUAUACGGAGAAGACAAACAAACAGCAGGUAGUUAAACAGGUGUACAGCUGGGAGUGUCAUAAUAACCUUUUACUACCUGCCAUAAACACUCCCUUCAGCCCCAACCAACCAGCCAGCAGAUCAGCCAGCCAGACGACACUACGAGCCAGGGUCAGCCAUGAUGAGCAUAGUACUAUCACACAGAUGACCUUUGACCUGGGUGCUAGCUGUGAGCUGAGUGAUGGCUGAUGGGAAUUGUGACAGUGAUUCCAGUAAACGGACAAGGAAAUACAAUAUAAUACAGCGUGACUAUGACUUUUACAGGUCAGAUGAUAAGGAGUGUAUUGGAACAGGCUGAUCAUGACGACUAAUCUAGCUCUGGAUGUUUUUAGUGUUGAGCAAACAGAGAAAGCAAACGUAUAAUACUGGUCUGGGUGGGACUACUGACUGGAAAUGAAUCUCAUUACCGAAUCAAAGGUCUGAGAUGUUGAUCAAUCACAAGCAGUGUUUACAAAAGAGCUGUGUGGGUGAGAGAAAGAGAGAGGGGAGGGGGAAAGAGAUAGAGAGCGAGUUUACAACAGAGGUGUGGGUUAAAGAGAUAAAGGCAGAGAGAGAGAAAACGAGAGGGAGAGUGAGUGAGGAAGAGAGUGAGCGAGAGAGAGUGAGAGUCAGGUGAAAGGAAGUGUAUUGUAGAUAAGGCUGAUAGACAUGAAUGGAAGGUCCGGUCUAUGGUCACGGUGCAUAUUACUGUAAUCCUGAAUCAGGCCUGUAGGACUUCCUACCAACGGAACACUAACAGCUCCAGUAUGAUUGGGUGGAAAGAAUCAGGAUAUCAUGUCUGUCCCCAUUCUCCUAUUACACUGCAGUCCUCAGUGGAGCCAAACAUAGAGAAACACAAAACUCCCCCAGGUUUCCCACAGAAGAAACAUGUCUAAAGGACCUAGAAAUACCUCGCAAUCAAAUGCCGACUGUAUUAUCUCCCAAGAUAAUUUUAUUCGGUUAUAGUCACGGCCGUGUAUAUCCCCCCUCAAGCCGAUACCACGACGGCCCUCAAAGAACUUCACUGGACUUUAUGCAAACUGGAAACCACAUAUCCUGAGGCUGCAUUUAUUGUAGCCUGGGAUUUUAACAAAGCAAAUUUGAGGACUAGGCUGCCGAAGUUCUAUCAACGUAUCGACUGUUGUACUCGGGCUGCUAAAAUCCUCGACCAUUGCUAUUCGACCUUCCGGGAUUGUGAUAAGGCCCUCCCCCGCCCUCCUUUCGGCAAAUCUGACCACGACUCCAUUUUGCUCCUCCCUUCCUAUAGGCAGAAACGCAAACAGGAAGUACCUGUGCUAAGGACUAUUCAACGCUGGUCUGACCAAUCGGAAUCCACGCUUCAAGAUUGUUUCGAUCACGCGGACUGGGAUAUGUUCCGGGUAGCUUGCAAAACUAAUUUAGACGAAUACACUGAAACGGUGACUGAGUUUAUCAGGAAGUGUAUAGGUGAUGUUGUGCCCACUGUGACUAUGUGACUAUUAAAACCUACCGUAACCAGAAACCGUGGAUAGAUGGCAGCAUUCACGCAAAACUGAAAGCGCGAACCACUGUAUCUAACCAUGGCAAGGUGACUGGGAAUAUGGCAGAAUACAAACAGUGUAGCUACUCACUCCGCAAGGCAAUUAAACUGGCAAAACAUCAGUAUAGAGACAAAGUGGUCGCAAUUCAAUGGCUCAGACACGAGACGUAUGUGGCAGGGUCUACAGACAAUCACGGACUACAAAAGGAAAACCAGCCAUGUUGCCGACAACGACAUCUCGCUUCCAGACAAGCUAAACACCUUUUUCGCCCGCUUUGAGGAUAACACAGUGCCACCGACAAGGCCCACUACCAAGGACUGUGGCCUCUCCUUCUCCGUGGUGGAAGUGAGUAAGACAUUUAAGCAUGUUAACCCCCGCAGGGCUGCCGGCCCAGACGGCAUCCCUAGCCGCGUCCUCAGAGCAUGCACAGACCAGCUAGCUGGUGUGUUUACGGACAUAUUCAAUCUCUCCCUUUCCCAGUCUGCUGUCCCCACAUGCUUCAAGAUGGCCACCAUUGUUCCUGUACCCAAGAAAGCAAAGGUAACUGAACUAAAUGACUAUCGCCCCGUAGCACUCACCUCUGUCAUCAUGAAGUGCUUUGAGAGACUAGUCAAGGAUCAUAUCACCUCUACCUUACCUGUCACCCUAGACCCACUUCAAUUUGCUUACCGCCUCAAUAGAUCCACAGACGAUGCAAUCGCCAUCACACUGCACACUGCCCUAUCCCAUCCGGACAAGAGGAAUACCUAUGUAAGAAUGCUGUUCAUUGACUAUAGCUCAGCAUUCAACGCCACAGUACCCUCCAAGCUCAUCAUUAAGCUUGAGGCCCUGGGUCUGAACCCCGCCCUGUGCAAAUGGGUCCUGGACUUCCUGACGUGCCGCCCCCAGGUGGUGAAGGUAGGAAACAACAUCUGCACUUCACUGAUCCUCAUCACUGGGACCCCACAAUGGUGCGUGCUCAGCCCCCUCCUGUACUCCCUGUUCACCCAUGACUGCGUGGACAAGCACGCCUCCAACUCAAUCAUCAAGUUUGCAGAUGACACAACAGUAGUAGGCUUGAUUACCAACAAUGACGAGACAGCCUACAGGGAGGAGGUGAGGGCUCUGGGAGUGUGGUGCCAGGAAAAUAACCUCUCACUCAACGUCAACAAAACAAAGGAGAUGAUCAUGGACUUCAGGAAACAGCAGAGGGUGAACCCCCCUAUCCACAUCGACGGGACUGCAGUGGAGAAGGUGGAAAGCUUCAAGUUCCUUGGCGUACACAUCAAUGACAAACUGAAAUGGUCCACCCAUGCAGACAGUGUGGUGAAGAAGGCACAACAGAGCCUCUUCAACCUCAGGAGGCUGAAGAAAUUUGACUUGGCACCUAAAUCCCUCACAAACUUUUACAGAUGCACAAUUGAGAGCAUCCUGUCGGGCUGUAUCACCGCCUGGUACGGCAACUGCACCGCCCGCAACCGCAGGGCUCUCCAGAAGGUGGUGCGGUCUGCCCAACGCAUUACCGGGGGCAAACUACCCGCCCUCCAGGACACCUACAGCACCCGAUGUCACAGGAAGGCCAAAAAGAUCAUCAAGGACAUCAACCACCCGAGCCACUGCCUGUUCACCCCGCUAUCAUCCAGAUGGCGAGGUCAGUACAGGUGCAUGAAAGCUGGGACCGAGAGAAUGAAAACAGCUUCUAUCUCAAGGCCAUCAGACUGUUAAAUAGCCAUCACUAGCACGUUAGAGGCUGCUGCUGCCUGUUGAAAUCACUGGCCACUUUAAGAAAUGGAACACUAGUCACUUUAAUAAUGUUUACGUAUCUUGCACUACUCAUCUCAUACGUAUAUACUCUAUUCUAUAAUAUUCUAUUGUAUCUUAGUCCAUGCCGCUCUGUCAUUGCUUGUCCAUAUAUGUAUAUAUUCUUAAAUUCUAUUCAUUACUUAGAUUUGUGUGUAUUGGGUAUAUGUUGUGAAAUUGUUAGAUAUUACUUGUUAGAUAUUACUGCACUGUCGGAGAUAGUAGCAUAAGCAUUUCGCUAAACCCGCAAUAACAUCUGCUAAACACGUUUAUGUGACAAAUACAAUUUGAUUUGAUUUGAUUUAACUGCUGAAACCAUUUUCUUAACUCUAGCAGGCAGCGGUGGCCAACCCUCCUCCUGCAGAGAUACUAGGUAUGCAGGCUUUUGAUCCAGCCCUGCUCUAACGCACCUGAUUCAGCUGAUGAAGGUUCCGAGGAGCAGUGGAUGCGAAGAAUCAGUGUAGUUAUUGAAGAGAGUGUCUUUAGAAGAGUGAGGUGACCCAGUUCUAGACACUCUUGGCUCACAGUCCUACCUGGCAAUCACAGCAGCCUGGAAGUUUCCAGUAAGAGUCCCAACCUCCUCCUUCCCUCUCUCUCUCUUCUUCCAUUUUUCCUGAAAAGCUACACUCUAAUAUUUGUGGAGAGGAAAGAAAGACAACACAAACUCAAACUCUUGCAUCUCUCUCUCCCACCCUCUGCCUCACUCUCACUCCCUCUCUACCUCUGGCUCUGUCGUUUAAACCAUUUCCUGGAGCUGAGAGGAGGUGAAUGCCCCGAUUUUCUGGGAAGAAGGAGUAGACCGGCAGGGUCGAAGAGAGGAGGGGUGGAGGAGUGUAGAGAAGGGGGUUGAUGAGUGUAGGUCAAUGUUUCCCAACUCCAGUCCUCGAGUACCCCCAACAGUACACAUUUUUGUUGUAGCCCCAGACAAACUCACCUGAUUCAAUUAAUUGAGGGCUUGUUGAUUAGUUGACAAGUUGACUCAGGUGUGCUUGCCCAGGGCUACAACAAAAAAUGUUUGCUGUUGGGGGUACUCAAGGACUGGAGUUGGGAAACACUGGUUUAGAGAUAGGGGUAAGGGGGGAGGGGUUUCGACACAGAGAGCGGUGAAAGAGGAUUCAGGGGUACCCCACCUAGAGAUGUAGAGGAAGAGAGUACAGAGAGAGAGGAGGCUACAGAGACAGUUGGAGGCAAAUUGUUAAUAUACAGGCCAGGUUGCAGAAGGAGACAAGCAGUUAAUAUUCUUAGGGGAUGGAGGAUAUUCAGUUGGAGUGCACUGGGAUAUUAGGUUAGGGGUCCAGUGGGUAGGGGUGAUUUCUGUCAAGGGGGUAGUGUUGGGGUAGGGGGGGUAGUAGAAUUGAAACCAUACCUCUAGUCCGUCAUCAGAGCUGCUCUGGCUGUCAAGGCAACGCAGCAACAUGUGGAAGCAAUUUAUGACCUACUUUUCAUUUCCGCAUUUAAUACGAUUUUGGUCUGCUCUGAGGGAGAUGGAGAAAGAGAGAGAGAGGAAAGCUGGUGUCGGCACUGCACUUUUGUUUUUCAUCUCCUGACGAAGCGAGUGAGCGGAGCAGACGGAGGGAAGGAAGGAGGGAGGGAGGGAGUGAGGCAGGGAAGGAGGCUUAGAGUGCUGGUCUGGUAUAGAGGUGCAGGAGACCAAAGAGGCCAUUUAUGGCCCCUCUCUCCAAACCCCCUCCCUCCAUCUCUCGCUCUCUCUUGCUCUCUCCCUCCCUACCCUCUCUCUCCAUCGCUCUCUCUGGCCUUUAAUUUUAAUUAUUCGAACUGUUUCCUACUGAGAUGCAGAGGGCUGCAGACCCUCAGGCUGCCUGAGUGAUCCGCUCCCACGGUAGAGAGGGAGUGAGCAGGGGAGAGGAGCAGGAGAGGCAUGCAGGACAAGUCUUGAAAUCUCUGGACUAGUGGCCUUACCGUAGUAAUAUGUGCCUGUAGACAUAUUGUAGUUACAUAGCUCCCAAUCUAGACUCUAGUGGACAUCCAGUAUUACUAUUGUAGUUCCAUUAACAGAGCUCUCAGUAGUAGACUUCUAGUAGUAGACUUUUAAUAUUGUAGUUCCAGUCCCAGCUGCCAACAGCGUGACGGAGCAUCUCCUGAUGUGUGUCAAUCACUGCCUUUUCCUACAACGUCAUUCUAGAGUAUGGUGAUGGUGAUAGAAGUACCCUCGGCCUGUACAAGGAUACAGAGAUAUUGAACAUAGACACUACAGGGACCUGUACUGUCUCAACUUCACUGGGUCAAAUGUGGGAUUGGGCAAAGGUUUCACUUGCUACAUCGGACCAGGCCUCUAUUAGGCUCUCCUCUAGGUUCUGGUGUUGUAACAAAAUCCAUGUUCUGUUAAAAGUGGAAUAUUGUACAGUGCAGGGGGGUGGUGUUAGAAGUGGGUCCCAGUCCCACAGGAAGUGGCCCCAUCCUUCAGCAGAGAGAGACACAGGAAUCUGAGACAGGGUUAGUUGGUCGGUCAGUUCAGUGAUUUGGAGGCAAUCCCCUCUGGCUACCUUUUCCUGUUGUUGAGUUGCUGAAACCCCAGGUCACACAUUCUGCCAUACCCCCGUGGAUCCAGAGCUGACAGACAUAUUGUACCAUAACCUCAGAGUUGCGAUGCGGGGGGCAUGUUUGGGGAAAGAUGAGUAUCAGGCCAUUUUGUUACAAUGAGAGUUGACACUGGCCAGGUGUACUGUUAGAAUGGACUGGAGUAGGAGUCCCAUCUGAAAGGGAUGGCGAAGGAAAUCAUUUUAGCCCAGAAUAAUAUUUUUGGCCAACGGGAAAUCAGAAUGCUAACGUGUUAUUGAAACAGGAAAUGUUUUGAUAGCAGAGAAUGUAGCUGUUAACUGUUCUGUGAUUGGACUUUAGAGAAUGUAGCUGUUCUGUGAUUGGACUUUAGAGAAUGUAGCUGUUAGCUGUUCUGUGAUUGGACUUUAGAGAAUGUAGCUGUUAGCUGUUCUGUGAAUGGACUUUAGAGAAUGUAGCUGUUAGCUGUUCUGUGAAUGGACUUUAGAGAAUGUAGCUAUUAGCUGUUCUUUGAUUGGACUUUAGAGAAUGUAGCUGUUCUGUGAAUGGACUUUAGAGAAUGUAGCUGUUAGCUGUUCUGUGAUUGGACUUUAGAGAAUGUAGCUGUUAGCUGUUCUGUGAUUGGACUUUAGAGAAUGUAGCUGUUAGCUGUUCUGUGAUUGGACUUUAGAGAAUGUGCUGUUGUCAUUAUUCUACGCUUCUCUGCAGCUACAUUUCAAACACACAUUCAAUCAGUCACACAUUAUAGCGGUUGAUAUGUUUGCUGCUUCUAGGUCUAUUUAAUGCUGUAUAUUGUUACUGAUGAACCUCUCUCUUCCCCCCUCUCUGGUCUAGGUCUGUUUCUGAUCCUGGGUCUGAUGCUAUACCCUGCAGGCUGGGGUUCAGACAAGGUGCAGCUGUACUGUGGUCAGGACGCGGCUCCCUACCGGUCGGGGCUGUGCACCAUGGGCUGGGCCUUCUACACAGCCAUGGGGGGCACCGUGCUCACCUUCGUCUGCGCUGUGUUCUCCGCCCAGGCCGAGAUCGCCACGUCCUCAGACAAGGUGCAGGAGGAGAUCGAGGAGGGCAAGAGCCUUAUCUGCCUGCUCUGA